AUGUUCCGGGUGCGGCGAGGGAGCGAUGGCGUGGAAUCGGAGACAGCGGUGAUGGGGGGGGGGGGGGGGGGGGGUGUAAUGGGCCACAGCAGGAGGUCCCACAGGCGCCCGCUCUGUGGAUCAUCCGAAAAAACGACAAGUGUCAAAGUCAAUCCUCCUCACACCCCUGUCCCACGCAGACUGUCCGUCAGUUCCCGUGCGGACCGGCAGGGGGCGCCCUUAGCUCGCCUUCAGACCCGGGACUGGAGCAUCGUUGCUGGGCAGUACUGA
Messenger RNA from Knipowitschia caucasica, 270 nucleotides. The record is from the annotation of a GenBank genome assembly. NCBI's taxonomy places the organism in Eukaryota, Metazoa, Chordata, Actinopteri, Gobiiformes, Gobiidae.